Molecule: messenger RNA, 3160 nt
Organism: Podarcis muralis (Common wall lizard)
Lineage: Eukaryota; Metazoa; Chordata; Lepidosauria; Squamata; Lacertidae
Source: RefSeq, a predicted model, not a curated record
UGUAGUAGUAUUUGUGCAAAAUUACUUUUGUUAAAAGAAAAAACUGUUCCCUGAGCGCCCCAGAGCAGUUUUUCCUCAUAACAGUUCCGAAGCGGUAUCUGAUUUCAAAAGAACCCAACAGAGGAAAACUGCAUCCUGGUUGCUUGGAGGAAAGGAAGUGCAACAGGGUACAAGAGGAAAUGAGGUCUUUAUAACUAUGGAAACUCCAAGAACUACAAAAUGAGACAGAAGCUGGAAGGAGCUAAUUUGUGAAUUUAGUGCUUCUCAUGAGUGGAUUUUUUUUUUCAGUGUCCACAUGGUACAUUCUUAAUCAAAAUGCCACCUCGUAUUCCCCGCUCCUUCCAAUUUGAACCAAAUUUACCAUUCCUGCUAAGUGUGGGGUCCCCCCCCCAAUUAAUUUAUCAGGUUUUCUGGGAAGCCUGGAUCAAACUGGAUUAAAUGGGGAAAUAUGGGGUGUCAUUUUGAUGAGGAUGAUGUUGUGUGCAUGCAACACAAAACAUGCAUGCCUGAACAGCACCACAUCCACAAUAAAGAGCUGUGUGGAAGUACCCUAGAAGAAAGAUAGAGAAGUAGGAAGGAGAAACAAAAGAAAUAUCACUGAGUGUAAUUAAAAAAAAAUUCUCAUAAUUAAUAUUUAUACCUAGGAAAUAGUUCAACCUUCCUUAAAAGCACUACACAUGUGAAAAUCAAAAUGGGGAAGGUGUUGUCUGGUGCAUCAGUCCUAACUUCAAUUAUCUAGAUUUCAGGGGGCGGGGGAACUAUCACAUUUGCACAGAUUCAUUCCCACAGUGGAAGACAAGCAGUAAAAACUCCAGUUGUGUCGCUUUGUGAAAACGUACCCCAAACAAUUCAUUGGAAAAUAUUUUUCUUAGUAUAAAAAAUGGACGAACUAACAAGAGACAGGUGUGUUAUAACUGGGAAAGGGGAUGUUGGACAAUAUGAGUUGUAUGCAAAUAACAUCUGAAAGACAUUCCUAUAUUUGGUAAAUAUGUAAAAGAAGCAAUGAGAAGGAUACUUCCUCUUGAGUCCAUCAUGAGAAGAGGAAUAUUGUCUCUGUAGGAAGUGCCUUGUUGAGUGACCGUAAAAUGGAAACCAUGGAGAACAGAAUCAUUCUAGAAGAGUUGCUGAUGAAGAAGUCUCAGCAAAAGAAAAAAAUAUCUCCAAAUAAUUACAAAGAACGACUCUUUGUUCUUACGAAAACAAGCCUUUCCUACUAUGAAUAUGACAAGGAGAAAAAAGGAACCAGAAAAGGGUCAAUAGAAAUUAAGAAAAUUCGAUGUGCGGAGGAAGUGAAUCUAGAUGAACCAGCCCCGCCAGAGAGGCAGUAUCCCUUCCAGAUUGUGUACAAAGGUGGCCUCCUGUAUGUUUUCUCUGCAAAUGAAGAGAGCCGGAGCCGAUGGCUGGAAGCUUUGCAUAAAGAGAUUCUGGGCAAUACAGAUUUACUAAACAAGUACCACAGCAGAUUCUAUUCCAACGGGAAGUUCCUGUGCUGCAAUCAAACCUGCAAAGCGGCUCCUGGAUGCAUAAUCUGGGGAAAGUAUUACAUUCUUCACAGUGCAAGCAGUGCAGUGAAACCGCUUCCACCGGUACCAGGAGCACAGAACAACGAGUACGACCAUCAGCCUCCAGGUCAAACACUUGACAAGUCAUUUCUGAAAGAAGCAGUAGCUAUUUAUAAUUAUGAGCCAAAAGGAAACUCUGAUGUUCCUCUUGUGAGAAACAGUAAAUAUUAUGUUAUGAACGAUGAGGCUCCUGAUUGGUGGCUCGUGAAGGAUUUGGACGGAAAUGAGGGCUUUGCACCCCGCGUCUAUUUGAAGGAGGUAUCCCAGGCCACUGAAAAACCAGGAAGAAGCGUCGAUACAGCUAAAGCGUCAUCAACUGAAGAGGAGGAAAGCAUUGCUAAUAAUGAUUGGUAUGCUGGUAAACUCUCAAGGGCCCAGGCAGAACAACUGCUGCAGCAGAAGGGGAAGGAUGGGGCUUACAUGGUUCGUAAUUCCAGCCAUGCAGGGAAAUACACUGUAUCUGUACUCAGCAUGACUUGCAGAGAUAAAAAAGGAAUCGUUAAACACUACCAUGUCAAUGUAAACAACAAAAAACAGUUUUACCUGGCUGAGAAUUACUGUUUUGAUUCAGUUCCUGAGCUUAUUCAUUAUCAUCAGCACAAUUCAGCAGGUAUAGUUACAAGACUUCGACAUGCAGUGUCCACGAAGGCAAACAAAGUUCCAUCCACAGCACUUUUGGGAAAAGGCCCCUGGGAGCUAAAGCGUGAAGAUAUUGUCUUGCUGAAGGAAAUAGGGAGUGGUCAGUUUGGAGUGGUGCAGGUGGGAAAGUGGAAAAAGAAAUACGUUGCUGUUAAAAUGAUCAAGGAAGGGUCAAUGUCUGAAGAUGAAUUCUUGGAAGAAGCUGAAACCAUGAUGAAACUGAAUCACCCCAAACUUGUUAAAUUGUAUGGUGUUUGCACAAAGACCUAUCCCAUCUACAUAGUGGCUGAAUACAUGGCUAAUGGCUGCUUGCUUAGUUACUUAAAAGCCCAUGGCAAAGAGCUGCAUCCCUUUCAACUGAUGGAGAUGUGCUACCAUGUUUGUGAAGCAAUGGCUUUCCUUGAGGAACAUCAGUUCAUACACCGAGAUUUGGCUGCUAGAAAUUGCCUGGUUGAUACUGAUCUUACAGUGAAGGUGUCCGACUUUGGAAUGACAAGAUAUGUGCUUGAUGACCAGUAUGUGAGUUCUUUAGGAACUAAAUUUCCUGUGAAGUGGUCAGCACCAGAGGUUUUUCAUUAUACCAAGUUCAGCAGCAAAUCGGACGUGUGGGCCUUUGGAAUUUUAAUGUGGGAGGUGUUCACUCUGGGGAAGCAACCCUAUGAGCAGUAUGACAAUAUGCAAGUGAUUGAAAAGGUUUGCCUUGGCUAUCGGCUUUAUCGCCCGCAGUUGGCUUCCCAGGCAAUCUAUCAAAUAAUGUACAGCUGCUGGAAUGAGCUGCCUGAAAAACGUCCCACAUUUUGCCAUCUGCUUUCUCUCAUUGAACCACACAGAGAAGAUGACAAGCACUGAAAGAUUGUCCAGCCUUUUCUUUUGUGAGCCCUUGCACUAAUGCCAUCUCUAAAAUCUGGUUUGGAAACUCUUACCCCAAUGAUUUAUUAAACCAGUGAAACGGCUAAAAG